CUCGGUUAUUUUUGGCGCUCCCCCAACGGUCACACCAAAGCGAGCAGCGAUUUUCAUCCGUUAAAACGACUUAAGUUUUCCUCCUAUUUCGGGCCCUGCGCCACGGCAGUUCACUUUUGUUGGUGGCUCGAGUGCGACGGCAGCGGAAAACGCUUUUCCAGGCAGAGUGCGUCAUUAGUUGCCUGCAAGUCAGCCAAAGCCAUUACUUGUAAUUGCGCUGCAAAGUGCGUAAUUAGAGCUUGAGGAAAACUGCGUUUUCCGCAAAUCCAGAACGUGUUCCAUAUUUCUAAAAACCCACAAAUCAAAUCGCGUUUCGUCAACCGCCGUCCGCUUAGGCAGUACAAUUUAAAAAACAAAAAACAAUAACAAAUACAAAUACAAAUCUACAAGUUGACGCGAAAAACAAUACGUUAGUGCAGACGCCAGACAAAGGAAUCGGUAUUCGAGAUGGCGUUCAUUUCAAAAGAUUUUCGGUCGCCCGGCGAAACAUGGAUCAAAACCGAUGGCGGCUGGGAGAUGUCCAAGGUGCUGGAGUGCGGCGGCAAGCGGAAGCGUCACCACUCUGAGGGCAGCAGUAGCAGCUACCAGGAUGCCAGCAGCGACAGUUCCACAGAGGACGAGUCGGCGGGGAUGCCGCCCCAUUACCACAUCACCAUUCGGUGUACACGUGAGAUUGCCGGAUUCAAUGGCCUCAGUGAGGCUGUAAAACGUCUGGAUUUUCGAAGAUCAGUGCGAGAUCGUAAGCGUUUCCACUACAUCUGUGCUUUCCUGCUGCUCGUGUCCAACAAGGGCAUAGCCAGCCUGCCAGGCAGUGCCCAGCGGCAGCUGCUCCAAAUGGUUGAGGAAGUGGCCUCGCAUGUAAAUGACAGCCAGCAACAUCCUAAUGUUUUGCGUGGUCUGGCCUUAAAGCUGGAGCACAUUGUCAACCAGGAGAACCAAAAGUGCUGGGGCAAGCCGCUGGGCAGCACCUACCUGUGGAAGGAGCACAUGGCCACCAUCAAGCGCAUACAGCGUGUGGCCAGCCAAAUCGAGAUUAGGGAGCCCGAUCCCGAGGCCAAGCCCAAGCUGCACGAGCUGCCGGAGGAGUGCGUCCGUGAGAUUAUCUUGUGCAUUGCCGACCAUCGGGACCUGGAGUCCGCCGCCAAGGCUUGGGACACCAUGGCCAAGCUGGUCUCCGAGCAGCGCAUCUGGCGCGAGCUGACGCGCUUCCACUUCAAUCAGCGCCAGAUUCACACCAUCCUCGACCUGGACAAGUUCAAGCAGAUGGGCGAGAUCAAGGACUGGAAGCAGAUCUACCACCAGUUGCGUCGCACGUACGGCGUCAACGAUGACUACCAGUUUGCCGAGGUGCUGGCCCUGUGCCGCUCUUGCUGCUGCCUCUUCUGGCCAUCGGAUGGACAUCCGUGCAUUGUGGACCAGAGUCCUGACUACAAGCAGCGAGUGGAGGAAGCGGGUGGCCAGCUGGCCUUGGCUCAGCCCGUGCCCCCGGCCCAGUUUCUCAAGUACUUCUCGUUGUAAGCGGAUCAGACCAAGGGAGAGAGAUUAGAGAUAGAGAUCGAUAUGUAUUUUUAGGGAGAGAGAGAGGAGUGAAUGGUGUCCCUGUCCAUGGAUAAGUUGUUUGGCUGCGAGUGAAAGUCUUUAUGUGCGUGUUAAAGUUUUACCCUAAGAGAAGGGAUGAUGGAGGCGGAUGAGGAGUGGUUUAGAAAGCAAAGUGAUAAAGAUAUCCCUAAUCUAUAACUACAUUAUAAUCGUUUCGACUGGUUUGCAGAUUUGUGCAGGUUAAGAUUCAGAUUCUAGUUCAGUUCUCUGCCUUUGCCAACGCUCUUUUUGUAUUGUUACCAGUUUAUAGGGUCGAAGUCUGAACCACUAUCUGUGCAGGACCGAAGAUUACUAUUAGUUGUGUAGAGAUCAGGCGUGUCAGGGUCCAAUUCGGGGAGAUCCUUGAGAUUUGCAGUUGCUAUAGACUUUUUAAGGACACGCAACAUAAAAACAAACUGCCACAAAAGAAACGAGAAUAAGCGAUUAUUUUGUUGUCAAACUGAAUCGAGAAACUAUUUUUAAAAAAACCAGUAUAUAUAAUGUGUAAUUAUUACCGAUUUGUUCAUUUUAAGACAAACGACGAAACACACUCACUUUUAUGCAUGUCUUUUGAUCGCGAUCUAUUUGUAGGACUUAAGUGUAGUUUCUUUUACGUCUGUAUCAAGCUGCUUUUGGUGCUAAAUCUUACUAUAAGUUCCAAUCAAAGAAAUCAAAUCAAACCAGGCUCUGAAUACCCCGUCCCCCGAUCCGCGUAGUUCCGUGUAGAAGAGUAGAAGGAGAAAUCAUGUGAUGUUGCAGGAAGCAAAGCUAGAAACGAAUACACCUACCUAACGAUAACAAAUCUUCAAGCGAUCUGCCGCUAAGCAAUGCUAUAUAUACAAAUAUUAGAGAUCGAGCAGAGAUUACGAUUAUGAUUACCUUAACCAAUGCUAAGGCACACUGGCAGCUAAGUAUAUCACAGAAAAGACCUUAUAAAAACAGGAUCUGUAAGGCCAAAUCGUAUGACAUUACUCAUCUUGUUUUUACAAGUUUCCUGGCGGACCUAUAGAUAAUGUUAAUGUGUAUAGAUAUAUCCUUUAGUAGAACCUCCCGACAACCCGGCCUCAUGAUUUCCUUUCCCUGUACAAAAUAUCUGUUCGAUCGCAUUACUAUUACUAUACUUAAUUACUAUUGUAAGUAUGAAGGUUUUUAGCAUUCUCCGAUUAUUAUGCGUUUGCGAAAUAAAUCUCUGAUUUUAUGUUUACAAUAAACUUGCAAAUAUCUAUGGA
Drosophila kikkawai is the source of this 2807-nucleotide messenger RNA. RefSeq names its product F-box only protein 32. The record is from RefSeq and is a predicted model, not a curated record. Gene Ontology annotation, molecular function: protein binding. Gene Ontology annotation, cellular component: nucleus; cytoplasm; SCF ubiquitin ligase complex. Lineage: Eukaryota; Metazoa; Arthropoda; Insecta; Diptera; Drosophilidae. Gene Ontology annotation, biological process: protein ubiquitination.